AUGGGCUUAUGGGCAGAAGUGAGGUCCUCAAUGGUUAAACACAUGAAGAAGGUGGAAACUUUGUUGGGAGCUGUAAUGGCGAGCAAGUUUGGGAGACAGAGACGCAGCUUCGUGAAUGCGAGGGUGAAAUGGGUCGGCGAUCCGUACCUGGACGAAGUUGUGGAGCGAGAGAAAAACCUGAAGCAAGUUUUGUCUCUUAAAGAUCGGAUCGUAUCGUCUCCUUCCAAAUCACUGCCUCUCUCUUCCCUCUCCCUCCUCAAGCCACUCGUCAACCUCCCAUUAACCGCCGCGGCGUUUUGCCAGAAAUACCCUCGCGUGUUCGCCACUUUUCAGCCUUCCCCUCGUCUCCCUCUCCACAUUCGCCUCACUCCGCAAGCCCUCAGCCUCCACACCGAAGAAGAGACUAUUCACCUAUCUCCGCCUCACCGGAAUGCCACAGUUCAACGCUUGGCCAAAUUCUUGUUGCUUACCCGAGCCCAAUGUCUCCCUCUUUAUCUCCUCGACCGUUUCAGGCUCGAUCUAGGUCUCCCUCACGAUUACAUUACUUCGCUCAUCCCUGAUUUCCCUGAUUACUUUCAAGUCACGGAGAUCAAGGAUCGCUUCACGGGUGACAAGAUGCUUGCCUUGGCGCUUUCUUCUUGGUCGAAUGCCCUUGCUGUCUCCGAAUUGGAGAGAAGAGAAGCCAUCAUUGACGGGUCUCGCGUGCGCAUAAGGUAUUCGAUGAAUUUCCCCAAAGGGUAUGAAUUGCAGAAAAGGGUGAAGAAUUGGGUGGACCAAUGGCAGAAUCUUCCCUACAUCUCACCUUAUGAAAACGCUUUUCACUUGGCUCCCAGCAGCGAUCAGGCUGAGAAGUGGGCAGUUGCAGUACUCCAUGAGCUUAUGUGCCUCUUAGUGUGCAAGAAGACUGAGACAGACAAUGUGCUUUGCUUGGGGGACUAUUUAGGGUUCGGGAUAAGGUUCAAGAAGGCUUUGGUGCACCACCCGGGCAUAUUCUACAUGUCACACAAGAUUCGCACCCAGACUCUUGUGUUAAGGGAAGCCUACCACAAAACUUUCUUGCUAGAGAGGCAUCCGUUGAUGGGGAUGAGACAUAGAUACAUUUACCUCAUGAGCAAAUCAGAGACCCUAAAGAAACGAAACUCUGUUCACGACGCAACCAAAAUACCAGAGAGCAAUCAAAGCUUGUGA
Molecule: messenger RNA, 1188 nt
Organism: Arabis nemorensis
Lineage: Eukaryota; Viridiplantae; Streptophyta; Magnoliopsida; Brassicales; Brassicaceae
Source: the annotation of a GenBank genome assembly